AUGGCGACCCGUGUGCCCUUCUUGGGCAUCCUGCUCCUGCUGCUGCCCACGCCGGCCCCUGCCCCCUGCUACACUGCUGCAAAAGCUGAGUGCAGGCAUGUUCGCAAGGUCGUGCCUGGCGCGUGGCUGGCAGGAGAGGGUGUGGAUGUGACCAGCCUCCGCCGCUCAAACUUCUUCCCAGUGGACACGCAGCACUUCGAACGGCCUGACGGCACCUGCACCCUCUGCCGCAACCCCCUACAACAGAACGUCAUCCAGCGCCUGCCCUUGGUGCUCACUGACUGGCGUGCCCACAGCUCAGUCUGCCAGCGCCAAGUGGUCAAGGCCCAGGUCAGCUCCAUAGAGGAUGUGGCCAGGGAUGCGUCUGCCAACAUCCGCAACGACUGGCGAGCAGACCUGGAAGUGAACCCCAAGCCCAGCACCAGUGCUCGUGUAGCAGUGGCCGGCUCACAUUCCUUGGAGGCCAACUUUGCGGCCCAGAAAAGCCAACAGGACAAGUACAGCUUCAGCACUGAUUCAGUGGAGUGUCGCUUCUACAGUUUUCACCUGGUGCACUCUCCACGGCUCAGCACUGAUUUCAAGAAGGCCCUCAGGGCCCUGCCCGCCCACUUCAAUGCCUCCACCCAGCCCGACUACCUCAGACUCAUCUCCAAAUAUGGUACCCACUUUAUCCACUCCAUGGAGCUGGGUGGCAGGAUAUCUGCAAUCACUGCCCUGCGCACCUGCGAGCUGGCCCUGAACGGGCUCACGGCCAAUGCGGUGGGGGACUGCCUGUCCGUGGAGGCCGAGGUCAGCAUAGGCAGCCUCAGCAGAUCCUCAGCACAAUUCAAGGCCUGUGAGGAUAAGAAGAAGGAGAGCAAGAUGACAACCUCCUUCCACCAGACCUACCGGGAACGCAGCUUCAAAGUCGAAGGCGGCCACCACGCCUCCAUGCCUGACCUGCUGUUCGGGAAUCAGGCUGGACCCGAGCAGUUCUCAGCCUGGGUGGACUCACUGCGAGACCACCCUGGCCUGGUGGACUACACCCUGGAGCCUCUGCAUGUGCUCUUGAAUAAACAGGACCCACAGCGGGAGGCACUGAGGCAGGCCGUCAGCCAGUACGUGACACACAAGGCACGCUGGAAGGACUGCAGCCGGCCCUGCCCCGAGGGACAGCAGAAGAGCCACCAUGACCCCUGCCAGUGUAUGUGCCAUGGCUCAGCAGUCACCAGACAGGGCUGCUGUCCCCGGCACAGAGGCCUGGCCCAGCUAGUGGUUAUGAACUUCCAGGCAACAGGUCUGUCGGGGGACAUAGUUACUGCCACGGAUGCCUAUCUAAAGGUUUUCUUUGGUGGCCAGGAGCUGAGGACAGGCACAGUGUGGAACAAUAACAACCCCCAGUGGAAUACACGGCUGGACUUUGGGGAUGUGAUUCUCGCCACAGGGGGGCCCCUGAGGGUGCAAGUCUGGGAUGCAGACUAUGGCUGGGACGAUGAUCUUCUCGGCACCUGCGACCGGGCUCCACAGUCUGGCUAUCAAAUCGUGCAGUGUCCCCUGAAUCACGGCUGGUUGAAAUUCUCCUACCAUGCCAAGUGCCUGCCUCACCUGGCAGGGACAACCUGCCUGGAUUACGCUCCCCAGCCGCUCCUUGCGGAGCCUCCUGGAAACCGGAGCGGAGCAGUGUGGUGACAAUGGUGGGCCUUGAGAGGACCUGUGUACCUGGACUGAAGGGGUCCUCACAGAGGGAGCCAGGGUCUGUCUACCUUCAUGCCCCCACUGGAAAGGUAGAAAACGGAGGCUUUU
This is a messenger RNA of Pteronotus mesoamericanus, 1782 nucleotides long. RefSeq names its product perforin 1 (gene PRF1). Gene Ontology annotation, cellular component: membrane. Gene Ontology annotation, molecular function: pore-forming activity; calcium ion binding; wide pore channel activity. The record is from RefSeq and is a predicted model, not a curated record. Lineage: Eukaryota; Metazoa; Chordata; Mammalia; Chiroptera; Mormoopidae. Bases 1 to 1668 code for a protein of 555 amino acids. The transcript has 2 exons. Gene Ontology annotation, biological process: defense response to virus; immunological synapse formation; T cell mediated cytotoxicity.